CCGAGUGUCAACACAAACACUGCACUUGUUUUGACAUUUGAUUUCAUUUCACGUGUGAAUAGCCGUCGGAAGCGCUCGAGUGAUGUCUUCGGGAAGCGAUGCCAACGGAUGCGAUGAGAAUCAACUGAAAGCCAAAGCGAAGGUCAUGUUUGACAAGACGUCCGACUAUUUGUCCGCAGAACUCAAUCUGACUCUCGAGGACUACCAGCUCUUGGAGGACAUGAAUAACGCGACGACAGAGAGGUAUAAAGAGAUGACUGACGUGACCGUCAACUUAGCCCAGAAUGCGGACCAA
This is a messenger RNA of Oppiella nova, 295 nucleotides long. The record is from the annotation of a GenBank genome assembly. Lineage: Eukaryota; Metazoa; Arthropoda; Arachnida; Sarcoptiformes; Oppiidae.